AUGUCCGGAGAAGCAGAGAGGGCAUCUAAUGCCACGGCUGUUGUUUUCAAUACUUCCGACGCCUUAGAGCAUCAUGUUUUGGAUGCUCUAUCAUCAAUGUUUCCUCGUGUCUACGCCAUCGGCCCCUUUCAGUUUCUACUCAAUCGCAUCCCGGAUGGUAAUAUGGAAAUGAAAUUUGUCGGAUCCGGUCUAUGGAAAGAAGAGCCCGAGUGUAUUCAAUGGCUCAACUUGAAGAAACCCAACUCAGUGGUUUACGUGAACUUUGGCAGCGUUACUAUAAUGUCAUCGCAACAACUGAUUGAGUUUGCUCGGGGACUUGCUAAUAGCAACCACUCUUUCUUGUGGAUAAUUAGGUAUGAUCUUCUUGUGGGCGAAUCAAAAUUUCUUCCACCGAAGUGA
Messenger RNA from Ilex paraguariensis (yerba mate), 399 nucleotides. The record is from the annotation of a GenBank genome assembly. Lineage: Eukaryota; Viridiplantae; Streptophyta; Magnoliopsida; Aquifoliales; Aquifoliaceae.